Messenger RNA from Lottia gigantea (owl limpet), 1155 nucleotides. RefSeq lists its product as hypothetical. The coding region runs from base 1 to 1155 and encodes 384 amino acids. Lineage: Eukaryota; Metazoa; Mollusca; Gastropoda; Lottiidae. The transcript has a single exon. The record is from RefSeq and is a predicted model, not a curated record.
AUGCUUCAGUAUCACGUGGCCAAUCAUAUGUCGACUUUGUCAAUAAACGACAAAAGACAGAAUGCAUAUCCAAUGUAUGUGAACACCAAGGGCAUAAAACUCGGAUUGUCCACCUUCUGGAGAUCACCGUAUUUGAACGGUACAGGGUUGAAGAAAAAGAAAAGAGAACUUCCUAUUGUGUUACCGCCAAGAAUGUGCAGUAGACAAUCGGUGAGGUCAAACCGUUCAUCCGUCCGUAAGGGGAUCUUGAAAAACUCUCAACCCGACUCAGGUUCAGAAGAUUCUAGACUAACAAAGAAGAAGCUGAGACGUUCUAGAUCAUUUUCUGUGAAAGCGGAAGAUGAUGUUACAAAACGAGUGAAAUUUGGAGAAAACUGUAAAUUACCGAAGGAUUCUCUGUCUGAAAUAGUAAAACUUGAUGAUAUUACAAAGGUAGCAGAAGAGUGCAAUAACGCGACAUUCACAUCAAAUGCAUUGAAAAGUACAGAAUUAGAACCACGUCCAGCAACUGCAAUGGGGAUUGAACGAACUUCGUCGCUUAUAAGCAUCGAACGCACCCCUUGUCGCCAUGGUGCUGAUUAUGUGCAAAAUAUUAGUCAAAUUGCUAAUACUGCAUCAAAUAUUGCUUCAAAUCCAUUACCAGUGGCAUCGAACCGACCACCUCCAUCGGGGACUAGAAUACUCCGUAGAGCUAAUACUGCUGCAGCAAUCAUUAUAUCAAAUCCGAUACCUGAAGUAUCAAAACCAGAAUCGUCUUCAACAAAACCUAGUGACUCUUGUGCAGCUAUUCAAGGUGAUAUAAUACAGGCACGACUAUCCAAUAGUUUUCUAUCACCUACGCAGAUUGUCGCCAAACCAGAAAAACCCGGAUAUGAUAUUUCGUCAGAGUUCCCUAAUGGUACACCACAAUUAAAAUUCAGUGACCUACGACCUCCAAAACCUUGUGAUACUAUCCCAUAUAAACCACCAAAGGGUUACCGACAAUCUAAACCUAAUAACCCUUUCAAUCGACCAAAGACAUGUAUUGAAGGUCGCCGUGCAAUGUUACCGAAUCAUAUUAAUUUCUGUGAUAAGGAUAAAACUAUUCGUAUUUUAAAAUGGCUACAAGAAGUGGACGAUGUUCAGUUGAUGGAAGGAAAGAGCAAUUAUAGAUGA